Molecule: messenger RNA, 315 nt
Organism: Necator americanus (New World hookworm)
Lineage: Eukaryota; Metazoa; Nematoda; Chromadorea; Rhabditida; Ancylostomatidae
Exons: 1
Coding region: 1-315 (104 amino acids)
Source: RefSeq, a predicted model, not a curated record
AUGGAACACACACGUCGCGAAGUGUACGUGGAGUGCACGACGGAACGAACGCUCGAAUCGCUCAACUACUGUCUUUCAUCAAUCUUUGCACAUAACAUUAAACUGUGCGUGCAUACGUCGUCGUCGUCGCCGUCGCCGCCGUUGAUUCAGCGCCGUGCGCCAUUAGUCGCUCGAUCGCUUUUCGCUGGUCCUGAAGCGGUCGGCGGCAACCGCAUCCAGAGGAGCCAUUCGAGAAGCGUCGCCGAGAAAGUGCGACGUUCAAAAUAUGCUGCACUUAUGGAGAUUCUCGAUUACGAACCCGAAGAGAGGAGCUGA